Messenger RNA from Nelumbo nucifera (sacred lotus), 2635 nucleotides. RefSeq names its product Noc2p family. Gene Ontology annotation, cellular component: Noc1p-Noc2p complex; nucleolus; Noc2p-Noc3p complex. The record is from RefSeq and is a predicted model, not a curated record. Gene Ontology annotation, biological process: ribosomal large subunit biogenesis. NCBI's taxonomy places the organism in Eukaryota, Viridiplantae, Streptophyta, Magnoliopsida, Proteales, Nelumbonaceae.
ACAAUUAAGAUAUCAAAUACCCCCACUCUAUACACAUGCAAGCCCGUCAAUUUGCAUCAAUUUCGAACUGGCACUUACUCCAAAUCUACAUUGGGCCUAAAAAUUCUGAGUCAGGGCUGAAUCGCCAUUCUCCCUAAUUUUUACUUGUCAACUUCAAAUUUCAGAAUAGUUUCAAACGCGGCUGUGGCUACGCUUACUCUAAACCCUAAACCCACAACCCUCAGAGUUGCUUGUUCUGCGACAUCAUGGGCAUUGGACGUAGGAAGAAUAACGAUGAUGGGGGAGAGUUGGAAGAGGUGGCAGAGGGGGAAAACAGAAAAAGUGCUAUGCCGAAAUCUACUCGAAAAUCAAAAGCAAGAGAACAUAUGAACCAAUUACUAAGACUUCAAGAGAAGGAUCCAGAAUUCUAUCAGUUCUUGAAAGAACAUGAUAAGGAGCUUCUAGAGUUCAAUGAUGAAGACAUUAAUGAAGAUGCUGAAACUGAUGUGGAUGAUGAUGGAGUGCAAGAAGAUGUGGAUGACAGUGAACGUGAUGCCAGUGUUGCGAAGAUGGUACAACAACCAUCAAAAAAUGUUAUUACAACCGAAAUGGUUGAUUCUUGGUGUAAUUCUAUUCAGAAAAAUGCCAAAUUAGGAGCGGUUCGUUCUCUUAUGCGUGCUUUUAAGACUGCUUGCCAUUAUGGUGAUGAUGACAAAGAUGAUUCAUUGUCAAAGUUUAGCAUUAUGUCUAGUAGUGUAUUCAAUAAGAUAAUGCUGUUUGUUUUAAAUGAAAUGGAUGGGAUUCUUCGAGGAUUGCUGAAAAUACCCGCUUUGGGAGGAAAGAAAGAAACCAUAAUAAAUUUGAUGACUACAAAAGAGUGGAAGAAUCAUGGCCAUUUAGUAAAGUCAUAUCUUGGAAAUGCCCUCCACAUCUUAAACCAAAUGACAGACACAGAGAUGAUCUCAUUCACCUUGCGACGUCUCAGAUAUUCAGCGAUGUUUUUGGCUGCAUUUCCAAGCCUCUUAAGGAAAUACAUUAAGGUUACUCUUCACUUCUGGGGUACAGGUGGAGGGGCCCUUCCUGUUGUUUCCUUUCUAUUUAUAAGAGAUUUAUGCAUUCGGUUGGGUGCAGAUUGCUUAGAUGAAUACUUCAAAGGAAUAUACAAGGCCUAUGUUUUAAAUUGCCGGUUUGUAAAUGCAACGACAUUGCAGCAUAUUCAGUUUCUUGGGAAUUGUGUCAUUGAACUUUACGGGGUGGACCUACAAACUGCGUAUCAGCAUGCCUUUGUUUUCAUUCGGCAGUUGGCAAUGAUUUUACGAGAGGCAUAUACGAUUAAGAAGAAGGAAUCAGUUUUGAAAGUUUAUGAAUGGAAGUUCAUGAAUUGCCUUGAGCUCUGGACUGGGGCUGUUUGUGCCUACAGUUCUGAGGCAGACUUUCGUCCACUUGCAUACCCACUGACACAAAUAAUUUCUGGGGUGGCUCGUUUGCUUCCAAGUGCACGUUAUUUCCCUCUGAGGUUGAAGUGCGUUAGAAUGCUUAAUCGAAUUGCAGCUUCUAUGGGUACUUUUAUCCCUGUUUCCAUGCUGCUUUUGGAUAUGCUGGAAAUGAAAGAACUGAAUAGACCACCAACAGGGGGUGUUGGCAAAGCUGUAGAUUUGCGUACCUUGUUGAAGGUAAGCAAGCCAACAUUAAAGACACGUGCAUUUCAGGAGGCAUGUGUUUUCUCUGUGGUUGAAGAGAUUGCUGAACAUUUGGCUCAAUGGAGCUAUUCUGUUGCUUUCUUUGAGUUGGCAUUUAUUCCAACUGUCCGGUUACGAAGCUUUUGUAAGACUACCAAAGCUGAGAGGUUUCGCCGGGAAAUGAGACAGCUCAUUCGUCAGAUUGAGUCCAAUAUUGAGUUUACAAAUGCAAAGCGUGUGACCAUUUCAUUUUCACCAAAUGAUCCAGCUGCAGCAUCCUUUCUUGAGGUGGAGAAGGAAUCAGGAGCUAGCCCCCUAUCACAAUAUGUUGUUACCUUGCGCCAAAGAGCAGAUGAAAGAAAGAAUUCAAUGGUGGAAUCCAGCGUUCUUGUUGGAGCACAAUCAUCUGUCUUUGGGAAUAAGAUGUCAGGAACCGAUGAAGAAGACAAUAUGGAAAAUGAGGAAGGUGCUGCUGUUUUUAGCUCGUCCUGGUUACCAGGGGGUGAUAAUAAGUCUAAACAUCAAAAGGUUGAUGAUGAUGAGAAGAGGAAGAAGAAAAAAAGAAUGAAGAAACAACAUACACAACAGCAAGAGUUAGAAGAGGAUGUUGUGGAGGACUUGGUCUUAAGUUCAGAUGAAGAUGGGUCCAUCAGUGACUCCCCUUCUGUGGAGAGGGAGGAGAAACCAAAAGCUAACAAGAAAAGGAAACGAUCUAGAGAUUUAUCAAAGAAGAAAGGACAAUCCCAUGCAAAGAAACAGAGGAAAAAGGCUGCAAAUCAACAAGGGAUUUGAAUUUGGCAAGUUUACCUGAUCCUCGACAUAAAAGCACAGAAAUUUUGAUUUACCAAGCGGAGUUGUACAGAAGAGGCUAACUGAGUUUGUACCUGAAUUUAUGUGGAUUUGUUGUUGUAAAAUUGAUUUAUUCGGCAUUUCAAAGAUUGUUUAAAAAAAGCAUUUCGAAGAUUCCUUGAUGUUUA